Messenger RNA from Ectocarpus sp. CCAP 1310/34, 1056 nucleotides. The record is from the annotation of a GenBank genome assembly. Lineage: Eukaryota; Phaeophyceae; Ectocarpales; Ectocarpaceae.
GUGGAUAGCUUGCCAAACAUCCAUGGCGCACGUGGCCGCGCCCUUGAUUGUGUAUCUUCCAAAUUUCGACAGGUCUUUCUGCCUACAAAUCAUGCAGAGCAGCAGCAGCCGCCGAUGUAGCGCAUGCCUGGAAUGCGGAGAAGACUUCAGGCAGACUAGGGCUAGGACAGGAGAAUUGCUUCGGAGCUUUGUAGACGAGGCUGGGUUAGCAGACAGGUUUCCCGGCUUUCAGUCGGGAGCCGCGGGCCCAAACUUGUUCGCUCUAUGUAAACGUUCGGGUUGUCUGCUGGAGCUGUACAAGAAGCACGAGUGGGCGCGGAGCAGGGAACGCGUAGCGCGGAAGGCAAAGCAGACGCCGCGCCACAGCCGGACCUGGAGCGCCGCUCCUGAACCUGUCACGCACCACAAACGCCGGCGGUUUGAUCGGUACUGUACUUCGCCUGAGGCGGUGGACGCCUUGCGGGAUGCUGUUGCUAUAACGGGUUGUGUUUUGGACAUGUGCGGCGGACCUGACGACGCGGUGGCAAUGGGGUUUGGCGGCACGUGUGAAGUUCUCACGAACGACGUGAGCUCGAGGUAAGGAGGUGCAGUUUUUCGAGUGAAGUCGUUUUCGAUAUUGUGUUUCCGGCAGUGCUGUGUGUCAGUGUGUGUCGAUAGCCCCUAGUGAAACGCAACGAUGGCGCACUCACACUUUACCUCCCAAUGCAUAUUCCGUCCGCCACACAAGGCUCUCGCCAGGUACCAACCUGGACGCAAGCUUGCUUUCUUUUCCGGAUGAUUUUGUCAAAGCCAACCCCGGAAAGCGACCUGACUGGGUCGUCACGAGCCCUCCAUACAAGGGUGCAGUGGGGUUUGUGAGGGCGGCUUUGGCGGUAGCGACGAAAGGCGCGGCGCUGAAAUUGCCGCUGUCGUUCCUAGAGCCCUGUGCCGACCGUGGUGGUUGGCUUCUAGAUAACCCCCCGGCUGUGUGCGUUUUUUUACGGAGGGCCAAGUACACACGUGUUCACCACGUGAAAGUCGGAGAAUUUUGGGGUGUGUGGUACACCGAUGGAGGCU